UCUCGACUAUUGGCAGUAAAACAUGAUGCCAUAGUAAUGCCUCUUAAUCUUCCUCCUGUUUCUGCUUCCUUCUGUUCAGCUAAUUUUUUUACAUUCACUGCUCUUCUACGUGUUUAAACUGCUGUAAGACGCUCACUUCUGUUCUCUAGCUCAAGCUGUUCACUUUAGUUCAGUCUCAGAGUUCAGCUUUAACAGCUGGAAUGUGGAGAUGAUCAGCAGCUGGAUGGGUUUGAUGGUGAAAAGUGUGGAACUGUUUUCAUUCACUGACUAAGAAUUACUCUGAAAUUAUCUCUGUGCUCUCAGAUCACCUUCAUGCUGCUUCUCUGUGUCUCCUCAGUCAGUCAUGGCUUCCUCCAGCAGUCUCCUGUCUGAAGAUCAGCUCCAGUGCUCUAUCUGUCUGGAUGUGUUCACUGAUCCAGUCUCUACUGCAUGUGGACACAACUUCUGCAUGGUCUGUCUCAGAAAGUGCUGGAACAGCAGCUCACACUGCCAGUGUCCAGUCUGUAAAGAAGAAUUCUCCAAAAGGCCUGAGCUCCGUGUGAACACCUUCAUCUCUGGACUGGCUCCUGAGUUUAAGAAGUCAGUUCAGGAGAAGUCCAGCAGAGCUCCAGAGAAAUGUACCUCCAAAUCUAAGAAGGUGCUGUGUGUCUAUUGUAGUGAGGAGAAGCUGGAGGCUGUAAAGUCCUGUCUGGACUGUGGCGUCUCUUUCUGUGACUCUCAUCUGAUGCCUCAUAAAACUACACCCAAAUAUAAGAAACACAAGCUGAUGGAUCCUGUGGAGAACCUGGAGGACUACAUCUGCCAGAAACAUGAGAGACCCCUGGAGCUGUUCUGUAGAGACGACCAGACGUGUGUGUGUCAGUUCUGCACUGAGGGAGACCACCGGACUCACAGCACUGUUCCUAUAGAGGAGGAGAGUGGAGAGAAGAAGAUUCAGCUGGAGAAGACACAGACAGAAGUUCAGCAGAUGAUCCAGGAGAGACUGAAGAAGAUCAAGCAGAUCAAACACUCUGUAGAACUCAAUAAAAAAAUCAGAGAGAAGGAGGAAGCAGACAGUGUGGAGAUCUUCAGGGCUCUGGUGCGCUGCAUUGAGAGAAGCCAGGCUGAGCUGCUGGAGGUGAUGGAGGAGAAGCAGAAAGCAGCAGAGAGGCAGGCUGAAGAGCUGAUUAAAGAGCUGGAGCAGGAAAUCACUGAGCUAAAGAGGAGAGACACUGAGCUGGAGCAGAUCUCCCACACUGAGGACCACCUCCACCUCCUACAGAUUUACCCGUCCCUCUGCAGACCCCCACACACCAAGAACUGGACUGACGUCAGUGUUAACACUCCUCUGAGUGUGGAGAGUCUGAGGAGAGCUCUGUCUCAGCUUCAGAAACAUCUCACACAGGAGAUGGAGAAGAUUGGUAAGAGUGAACUGAAGAGAAUUCAGCAGUAUGCAGUGGACGUGACUCUGAAUCCUGAUACAGCAAAUCCUGAUCUCAUCCUGUCUGAUGAUGGAAAACAGGUUAAACAUGGAGACAAGCGACAUAAACUCGCUGAUAACCCAGAGAGAUUUGAUCCUUGUGUCUGUGUUCUGGGAAAGGAGGGUUUCUCCUCAGGGAGAUUUUACUAUGAGGUUCAGGUCAGUGAGAAGACUGAUUGGUAUUUAGGAGUGACCAGAGAGUCCAGCAACAGGAAGGGAAGGAUUACACUGAGUCCUGAGGAUGGAUACUGGACUGUGCGGUUGAGGAAUAAAACUGAAUAUAAAGCUCUGGAAUCUCCUUCUGUCCUCCUCUGGUUGAAACAGGCUCCCCAGAAGGUGGGGGUGUUUGUGGAUUAUGAGGAGGGUCUGGUCUCCUUCUAUGAUGUUGAGGUCAGAUCUCAUAUCUACUCUUUCACUGCUCAGUCUUUCACUAAGAAACUCUAUCCAUUCUUCAACCCCAGGCUUAAUGAUGAAGGUAAAAAUUCAGCUCCACUGAUCAUCACUCCUGUUCAACAUAAAUGAGAAUUAUUUUCUUUAAUUUAACUGUGGCUCAUCGGUGCAUAACUAAAUCUUCUUCACAUCAAACAAACAAACAAACAAACAAACAAAUACAUAAAUGGUUCUUGAUCAGAACAGGCCAGCUGCUCACCACUUUAAACCAAAUACAAAACAUACAUAAAUCAAUCAAUCACUGAUUAAAGAAAGUACCAAAUAAAUAAAUAUAUAAAGGAUUAUUUAGGCACAGGAAUGUUCACUUCGUUAAUCAAUGAUCUUAAAGAGAACAUUAUAACCUGUCUGUAUUAGUUCAGAAUAAAGUCCCAUUAGUCCCGAAGUCCCAGAAUUAAGCCCAUAUCACUGGUAAGUCUCCCUUUAAAGCUUUUUGAUUU
This is a messenger RNA of Astyanax mexicanus (Mexican tetra), 2346 nucleotides long. RefSeq names its product E3 ubiquitin-protein ligase TRIM39-like. The record is from RefSeq and is a predicted model, not a curated record. The transcript has 6 exons. Bases 344 to 1981 code for a protein of 545 amino acids. Gene Ontology annotation, molecular function: zinc ion binding; protein binding. NCBI's taxonomy places the organism in Eukaryota, Metazoa, Chordata, Actinopteri, Characiformes, Acestrorhamphidae.